Messenger RNA from Solea solea (common sole), 3739 nucleotides. RefSeq lists its product as uncharacterized. The record is from RefSeq and is a predicted model, not a curated record. The transcript is spliced from 2 exons. Lineage: Eukaryota; Metazoa; Chordata; Actinopteri; Pleuronectiformes; Soleidae. Bases 221 to 970 code for a protein of 249 amino acids.
CCUUCUUCUUCUCCCUCUCUCUCUCUCUCUCUCUCUCCCUCUCUCUCUCCCUCUGUCUCUCUGUUUCCCCCUCUACCCUCUCAAACAGACGGAUACUGCUACAAAUCUCCAUACAUGAGGAAGUUCCAUAGAACGAGCUGGAGCAGACACUGUACAUCGCCCUCCAUCUCUGUGCAGUCUGGUCUCUCCAGUCGGUGAAGAUGUAGCUUGUUUGAUCUCCAUGGAAAUGUCUCCAAACACAGUCUCCUCUGCCCUGUUGCUGUGGUCUCUGUGGUUGCUCCUCUCCCUUGCCCCUAUCAUCCAGACGACACUGUCCGCCCCGGCAUCCGGACCCUCCCUGCUGCUCAAUACCACACUGCUCUUCAACAGCGGAGCCCCAGGCUGUAAGUUGCAGAACUGCAGCUGCUCCACACCCGUGCAGGACUGUGACGAGGCUCUAGCCAUGCUGCUGUGCAAAUGCCACACUGUUUCGCGCUCCACUUUGCCCCGUACUGGACUCAGAUAUCCUGGACACCUCGUCGUGUGGGUGAAGGAUCUCUGGGUCCUGGAGGAGCUGCUGAACGGAAGCAUGGUCAGCCAUUUACACUUGUCUUUUUGUGGAAUGAAACCAUUGGACAGUCGAUAUCUGGCUUUGCUAGGUCUACAGACCCUCAGGGUCCACAGUGCAGCACCAGGAGUGCCUUACCCCAAUCAGGAAAUGAAUAUCCUUUCUGCAGGUGUUGCAGUGGAGUUAGAGGCCCGGUCCUUUGACUUCUCCUCCUUCAGUGUCACCAUCAUGGAUGUAGCAGUGCUCAAUGGGCUCUCCAGCAUAAAGGCUUACAGUGUUAUAGGACCACCUGCUUCAGUUUUCUCCCAGCACUUUCCCCACCUAACCAUUCCCCUGUCUCUUCUAUCCCCUUCUACACCUGCUGACCACAGUGAGCAGCCUGCAAAGCCUCUGCACAACCUGCUCAUUACAUUUGUUUAUUGACUAUCCACAGUCAGCUCUGCAGGACAAGUGAGAACUGACACACAUGGAUCUGAUAUGACACAGGGCGGGCUAUUUCUGGUAUUUCUUCUGUGGAGUUUACUGUGUGACUGGCUGCUAUGGUCUCAUUCUGUGGCUCAGUGCUGCAUAUUCAUUCGUUCAGUCAUUCAUUCAGUCAUUCAUUGUCUACUUUCGUCUUUAUCCUCCACAUGCAUUAGUCCAUAGCAGGGCCAACACAUGGACACGACCAACCAUUCACUCUCACAUUAACACCUGAAAUGUUCAAUAUCAGACCGUGACAAUGGUAAAGUUGGUUUACCAAUGAGAAAAGUCACAAUCACUGUGAGCUAAUCUGCUACUGUAUAAGACUAUACUUAGCUUGUGCUUAAUUUGCAUAAAUAUUUUUGACAAUUUUGUUUAUAUGUAAAACAGUAUGGUACAAACACAUACAGUAUAGAUAUAAGCAGCUCCUCGUAGCUGCUUAAAGGUACAGUAGACAGUUUUUGAUAAAUAAUUCAGUAAAACCUUUUAUUUCAAUGUCAACUAGGGCUGUCAUAAUAUACAUAUAAAUCAAACACAAAAGACAAUUUAAACACAUUUUCACUCAGUUAAAAUAGGACAUGGAUGGCAAAGUUAAAACAAAAUAAUUUAAGUUAGCAAGUUACUGCAUGUGAAUGUGUCUUCAUGUAUUGCUAACUUCAGUUCGAAUUAAGUUAAUUAAUUAACAUUUCAAGUAUUUGUACAUUAUGCUUUCAGUGUACAGUGUAGAGGGUAAAUGAGCUGUCCCAUACAUGAGCAUGCAUACAUGAAUGAAUCAAACUGUAAGAUUCCACUUUCUUUUAGCAGUGGUGACAUUAUGUUUUUGUAUGAUGAGUAUUAGGGCCAUACUGAAGAGGAAAACAAGUUAUUUAAGCUUUCAAGAAUAAAGUUUUCAAAAAAGUCGUAAUAUUGCAACUCCACCCACAUGACGUGAUGGCCCGAGUGGUCUAAGGUGACUUAAUGGUCUACCUUCCUCAUCAAAGGUACUUCUGGUUUCUGAAUGGAGGUGUGGGUUCAAAUCCCACUUCUGACAAUUCCCCCAGUGAUCAAUAAAUUCUGAUUCUGAAAUCAGUCUAUGGAGCCAUUAAUUGAAAUGCCAUAUGGAUUUAGCUUUUCAUAAGAAUGUAUAUGCCAUAAAGCACUGGGUCCUCUGUUUUUGUGAUCCACAAUUAUUAAUCUAACUGUUUCUUGAGAAACUACAAAAGCUCUUUGAACAUCACGCAGAUGUAACCAGCUACCAACUACCAGCAACUUCCUCCUCCACAAAGACAACAUGUCCUCAUGUUGUCGCAGGUUGCAGCUGAUUAUCUGAUAUUUUGCUUAAUAUUAAUAUUUUAUCAUAAUAUAAUGACUAUUUUUCUCUUUAUAUUAAGACUUUAUUCUCAAAACGUAUGGCCCUAAUGUGUAAUUGCUACUUUUGCAUACCCUGCCAUAUUGACUUUCUAUUUAUUUGCUAUUUCAAUAGAAUAAAUAAAAUAAUGAAUGGUUUGAAUUGCUUAGAUUAGCUCAGCAAAGUGUAUCGAGGGUGUAUUUCCUGUACUAUUAGCUGUCCACUUUUCAUUGGAUCACCCAAGAUGGAGAUCAGUGCCAGAUUUGAACAGGACCACAGUGAGGUCUAUCCAUCAGUGGUCAGGAUGUCCAGUAGAGUGUGGUGGUCAUACAACUGCACUGUCUUGAGAUUAUGUUAUAAUUCAGGGUUUCAUAUUGUCUUUGAGGAAGAGGACCAGAAAUACUCGGAGCAUCCUGACUGGCACCACCAGCUUUGUCACAUUCAACUUAAAUGUCACUCUUAUUCCUCAUUCUGAUGCUGAGUUUGAACUUCAGCGACUUCUGAGAGCUGCCAAGUGAUUGGCUGAUUAAAUACACAGUUGAACAGGUGAACCAGUACUGAUGCUGCGGGGACCCCAAUCUGUUUAAAAAUCAAGUCCCCAUAAUGAAAAUGAUUUCAUCUUUAAGUGAAAUUGAAUUUUCCAUUGGUGAGGUAUACAGCCAUUUCUUCUAAACUGGUUUAGCUUUGUGGAAAGGACAACAUUUUUACUGCAUAAUCUAAAAAAAAAAACAUGGCAGACAUUAAUUUUAAAAUUAUAUCUCAUUAUUUUGACUUAGCAUCUCAUAACUAUGAGAUAACAUCUCAAAAAUGAUGACUUAGUAUUUCAUUAUGAUGAACAUCCAUUUCCACCACAUGGAAAAAAUGCACACCCAAGUUAUAAUAUGUCAUAUUAUACAUCUCAUACAUCUCAUAUUUUGAGAUGCUAAGUCAUUAUUUUGAGAUAAUGUCUCAUAAUUAUGAGAAGCUAAGUCAUAAUAAUGAGAUACAAUCUUAAAAUUAUGAAAAGUAUUACAUAAUUAUGACUUAGUGUCUCAUGAGUAUGACUUUUUUGGCAGAAAUGUACUUCCCAAAGGAGAUGAGGAUAAGGUUCAGUGAACAUGGUGUAAUUUUUGUGUUUGAUUCAUUGAAACCAGCCCCUGAGAAGUAUGACCACAGAGAAAGGGUUUGAAAUUCACCUGUUCUUUAUUAUGCUGUUCUUAUUGUUACUUCACUCCCACAAAGUAUUGUUCUUAGUGGCUCUGUGUGUUUCUGCACUUGCCAAUAUGACCAACAGAGGCCGACAGAUGUUGUUGCAUGAAUGGGGUGAAGUCUGCCAUCUUGUUUUGUGGGUGUUGGAUGAAACAUGCACUUGCGUACAUUUGAGUCUCUUCACUUGUCGACAACAAUAAACAGAUUUGACUGUG